GCCGUCGGCAAAACCCUAAUUUUUUUUUUCUCCAUUACCGAGUCGAAUUCUCGUCUACCGUUAUUUUUGUCCUUCAAUUCCCUCUCAUUUGCAGAGCUGAAAUCCCCCAUAUGAAUUUUAUGUUUAGGGCAAAAGGGUGCGGCGAAUCCCGUGCUUAUCAUCGCUGCUGCCAUGGCCGAGAGGGCUCGACUCCAGGAUCAGCUCCGCCGUAUCGAGAGGCUUAUGAGUUGGAGACUAACUACUUGCAACAAUCAGCGCAAUGUGGAAGUGUGCUGCAGGGUUUUGAAGGAUAUCUAUCCUCAACAAGACGUACAAACAACGUGAGGCGGUCCAAGAGAGUUCCACUUAAAGAUAGAUUGUUCUCCUUGUCAUCAGCGACUUCACCUGCUAACUCUGUUAGCUCCAUUGUCAGUGACGGCAUUGGACGCCGUGACUUGGCGAUCUCCAUUGUAAUGAGGCAAGCAGACCUCAAGGUUGACGGCAAGGUUGGACUUCUCAAGUUGAGGCAACGAGGGUAAGGUCAUAUGUCAAUGGCGACUUGGCAAGUGUUGAAGCAGCAAGGAUGAAAUCUGAAGGUCAGCGAUGAGAUCAGACUUUGUGAGCCUAUAGUGAGGCAAUUGGCUUCCUGAGAUUGUAGCCAGGCUGGUGCAAUUUUAGAGAUCUGCGGCGAUGUCUGACUUCACAAACUCAGAGGUAGUGAGUGACGGGUGGGGGGUGGUGGGGGGGGUCAGACAUUGGCAGUGGAAUGAGUUUGGCCGUUUGAAUUUCGUAACAAGGAAAGACUGCUGUGAUGGAAGGUGAGGGAAGAUGUUAUUUUUAUUUAAUUUUGUUAAUUAUAAUGCUAUAUAUUGUGCAAAUGAUGAAGUUUGAGUGCGAAAUAUGUAAAUUCCAAUGUUUUGUAUACCAUGUAUUUAAAUCCCCCUAUAAAAAUCACCAUCAUA
Messenger RNA from Phalaenopsis equestris, 941 nucleotides. RefSeq lists its product as uncharacterized. The record is from RefSeq and is a predicted model, not a curated record. The coding region runs from base 111 to 518 and encodes 135 amino acids. NCBI's taxonomy places the organism in Eukaryota, Viridiplantae, Streptophyta, Magnoliopsida, Asparagales, Orchidaceae. Gene Ontology annotation, cellular component: histone acetyltransferase complex. The transcript has 4 exons.